GUUGUUGCUGUCUUGCUACACGUGCGCUGUUUUUGUGUGGAAGCAUACACAAAGAUGCGUUUCUUUCUUAGUGAUUUGCCGACCAGGACAACAGAGGAGGAUCUGAGAGCGUUGUUCCAGGACUAUGGCGAUGUGGAGCAUGUAGAGCUGAAGACAAAAGAGCAACUUGUAGAUUCUGGACAAAGCAACAACAAAGUUAUAGCCUUUGUCACAGUUCAGACGGAGGAUGCCGAUUACUGCGUCAAUGAGCUCAACUGGCAAAGGUUGCACGGAACCAAUCUGCGUGUAUCGAUCGCCAAGGAGUCUUUCCUAGAUCGUCUCAAACGCGAGCGCGAGGAGGACCGGCAAAAAGAGCAAACACAGUCCAAUGUCGGCGAGUUAAAUACGAGCAGAUCGCGUUUGCUUGCGCAGAACACGCAGAACAAGCGACGCGUCUUUGGCGAAAACGAGGAGAUCAAUGAUGAGGAUGUGGCGCCCGAGCUGCUGAUAACCAAGAAGCGUGCCGCACAUUCUAUGCACAAUGGCAAAAUUGUCAUCCAGAAGGAGCAUGAUGUGAAGCCGCUGCACAUUAUAGAGCAGCACAAAAAGCCUAGCAGUAAGUCUCUGGAUGCUCAGGCCUCUAUAGCGGAUUUGAAGCGCAAGGAGUCGCUUAACAAAAUGCAGCAGCAGCAUCAGCAGAAGAAAUCUGCCAUACAACAGGCAUUAGCCUUCAUGGACGCUGGGCAGGCCAAGCGCAUCAAAUUCAGCGAUGCCGAGGAGGAGGAUGAAGUGGAGCAAACACACAAACAAAAAGCGAAACAUGUCAAGAAAGAUCUCUUCGAGGAUAACGAUGAUGAGGAAGAGGAGAUUGUGCUUCCCCAGCAUAGUGGCAAAAAGGGCGAACGCCUGGUGGAAAUGCAAAGUAAACAGAGCUUGGAUCCCAGAUUUCGUAUAACAGCCAACUUUGUGGGCGAAGAGGCGGACGCGGAAGCAGACGAAUAUGUAGAUCAGGACGAGCAAAAACAGAAGCAGGAGCAGCCACAGGAGGACGAACGUAACUGGCAAAUGGGAAUUUUAGAGCAGGUUAUUGGACGCAAAAUAGACACGGUCAAUGCGCCCGGUAAGAAAGCAUCCAAUAAUAAGAAAAUGUUACGCUUUGAUCCCGCCAAAGAAGAGCACCAGAAGCUGGUGCGUGUCAAGUCGAACAAGGACCAGCAGCGGCAGCAGCCGAAGGCGCCAUUAGCUAACAGCGAGGACGCCCCCACGCCAGCACCAGUCUCGCAGAGCGCCUUUUAUAUGGUCACCGACACGUUGAAGCAGUCGCUUAAAACGCGCGGCGAAGGUUUCAGUUUGCUGGAAAUGUUUUCUAGCAGUCACGAGGACGCUGUGGUCAAGCGGCAGGAUCAGCUGGAGAAGCUAAGCCACGAGAAGAUUCUGGUUAACAAGUCUAACAAACUGGGCCUGGGCAAUGUGAAUCCAUUCAGUUAUGAUUCCUCCGACACCGAAGACGAGGAAUCAGCAAACACAAAGGAGAAUCAGUUGGGGGCCAAUGAAAAUACCGCACCCGCCAAGAAGCAGGGCAAGCAGAAGCAAAAGAAGCCGCAAAUCUUUAUUGAAUCCUUCUUUAUACCCAAGAACGAUAUCAGACUUAAAGAAGGCGCCAAAUUCUUCAAGUCCAGCAAACCGGAACUUGACAAUGACAAUUACGAUAAUGUUAAGAAGCGCCUCAAGUUCCUCAUUACCAAGAAAAUUGCGAAAACGAACAAAAAUAACCCCCGAAAGGUUGUCAAGAAAAACAGGAUUAACAAGAAAGAACGGCUAUCUUAGGCAAACGGAUGAUUACAUUUCAAUUUCCAGAGUUAAAUAUAUUAUAACGUCUUGAACGUUUCAAACAAAUUUUA
Molecule: messenger RNA, 1880 nt
Organism: Drosophila grimshawi
Lineage: Eukaryota; Metazoa; Arthropoda; Insecta; Diptera; Drosophilidae
Product: probable RNA-binding protein CG14230
Exons: 4
Coding region: 55-1806 (583 amino acids)
Molecular function (GO): RNA binding
Source: RefSeq, a predicted model, not a curated record